This is a messenger RNA of Labrus bergylta (ballan wrasse), 1857 nucleotides long. Lineage: Eukaryota; Metazoa; Chordata; Actinopteri; Labriformes; Labridae. The record is from RefSeq and is a predicted model, not a curated record.
UGAAUAACUCUUAUCCUUCAUCAAAUCAAAACUGAUGAGUCAUCAAAACAUUCACCCCCCCCCCCUGCAAGAUUAUUUUCUUAACAACGCCGUUGGAUGACCCUGAGGAACGCCACGAGCCGAAACGCGUCGGUCUAAAUUGCUAUUGCUUCUUACUACACGUGUUGCUGGAGCAUUUUGACCUCUUCUAAGUCUUUCACUCUUCAUGCACCUUGUCAGUUGGUGAAGUUUGUGCCAGAAAAUCCUCUUUUUUCUCCUGAACAACGCCGUUAAAAUCAGUGACAGACACAAACACUCGAUGGAACAGAGCGCCUGCAGCAAACUCCUGCACACCGUCUAAAUUAGACAAAAACCUUGUGAUCUCCAGACUCUGUCGGCCUUCAUCAGUUCAGUCUGGCUCGGGACCUGCCAUGACCCGGCCUGCGCUCUGACUGGUUGAGAAUGGCUGCAGAGCUUUAUCCCACAAAGAAGCUGGUCUCCUCCACCUCAGCGAGCAGCACCACCUCCUCCUCCAUCCAGCAGUACCAGCAGCAGAACCUGACCAACAACAACACCAGCUUCGCUGCUCGGAGCUGCUGCAACUGGCAGGGCCUGUACCCCACCAUCCGAGAGAGGAAUUCAGUCAUGUUCAACAAUGAGACGAUGGCAGAUGUUCACUUUGUGGUCGGACCUCCGGGCGGGACGCAACGAGUCCCAGGACACAAGUACGUCCUGGCCGUCGGCAGCUCCGUGUUCCACGCCAUGUUUUAUGGAGAACUGGCCGAGGAUCAGGAGGAGAUCCGGAUCCCAGACGUGGAGCCUCCUUCGUUCCUGGCCAUGAUGAAGUACAUUUACUGUGAUGAGAUCGACCUGUGUGCCGACACCGUGCUCGCCACUCUCUACGCCGCCAAGAAGUACAUCGUGCCUCACCUGGCCCGAGCCUGCGUCAACUUCCUGGAGACGAGUCUGAGCGCCAAGAACGCGUGUGUGCUGCUGUCUCAGAGCUGCCUGUUCGAGGAGCCCGACCUGACGCAGCGCUGCUGGGAGGUGAUCGACGCUCAGGCUGAGCUCGCUCUGCGCUCUGAGGGAUUCUGCGACAUCGACGCCCAGACGCUGGAGAGCAUCCUGCGGCGGGAGACGCUCAACGCCAAAGAGAUGGUGGUGUUCGAGGCGGCGCUGAGCUGGGCCGAGGCGGAGUGUCAACGACAGGACCUGACGCCAACCAUCGAGAACAGGCGUCUGGUCCUGGGGAAGGCCAUCUACCUGAUCCGGAUCCCCACCAUGGUGCUGGAAGACUUCGCCAACGGAGCGGCGCAGUCCGGCGUGCUCACACUGAACGAGACCAACGACAUCUUCCUGUGGUACACCGCCGCCAACAAACCCGACCUGCUGUUCUGCACCAAACAGCGCAAAGGCCUCUCGCCGCAGCGCUGUCACCGCUUCCAGUCCUGCGCCUACCGGAGCAACCAGUGGCGGUACAGAGGACGCUGCGACAGCAUCCAGUUCGCCGUGGACAAGCGCGUCUUCAUUGCCGGCUUCGGCCUCUACGGCUCCAGCUGCGGGUCGGCCGAGUACAGCGCCAAGAUUGAGCUGAAGCGUCAGGGCGUGCCGAUGGCGCAGAGGAUGAUCAAGUACUUCUCAGACGGAUCCAGCAGCACCUUCCCCGUGUACUUCGACUACCCGGUGCAGAUCGAGCCCGACACCUUCUACACGGCGAGCGUGGUGCUCGACGGAAAUGAGCUCAGCUACUUUGGCCAGGAGGGCAUGACAGAGGUGCAGUGUGGGAAAGUGACCUUUCAGUUCCAGUGCUCGUCAGACAGCACCAACGGCACCGGAGUGCAGGGGGGGCAGAUCCCCGAACUGAUCUUCUACGCUUGA